Lolium rigidum is the source of this 1499-nucleotide messenger RNA. RefSeq names its product calmodulin-binding receptor-like cytoplasmic kinase 2. Bases 1 to 1386 code for a protein of 461 amino acids. Lineage: Eukaryota; Viridiplantae; Streptophyta; Magnoliopsida; Poales; Poaceae. The transcript is spliced from 2 exons. Gene Ontology annotation, molecular function: ATP binding; protein kinase activity. Gene Ontology annotation, biological process: protein phosphorylation. The record is from RefSeq and is a predicted model, not a curated record.
AUGGCCGGGCGCGACCACCGCAGGAACGUGUCGUCGUCGUCGGCCGGGAGGCCCGGGCGACGAUCGGCGGGGCCGAGUCCCUUGUGGUCGCAGCAGCUCCCCGCCGGCAGUAGCAGCGGCCGGGCUAAGUCCCUGUUCAGGUCCAUCGGCGUCUGGUUCAGCUCCCUCUCUACGCCAUCGUCGCCUGCCUCGGCCUCCAAGAAGAAGAAGAGGGCGCUGGCACCGGCGCCGGCGCCGGCACCUGACGACGCGAUCAAGAAGCCACCUUCAUUCCGCCACGGUACCGCGCGGCCGUCGUUGCUCCGGGGAGCAGGAGGGCUGUACAGCAACACCAGCAGGAGGGGGAGCGUGGCCGCGGGGCAGCAGUUCCAGAGCUCGGUGUUCACCAUGGACGAGAUCCUCAAGGCGACAGACAACUUCUCCCCGGCGCUCAAGAUCGGGCAGGGCGGGUUCGGCGCCGUGUACAAGGGCGUCCUCCCCGACGGCACGGUGGUGGCCGUGAAGCGCGCCCGCACCAAGAGCCCGCACGUGGACGUGGAGUUCCGGAGCGAGGUGAAGAUCAUGGCGCGCGUGGAGCACCAGAGCCUGGUCCGCUUCUACGGCUACCUGGAGCACGGCGACGAGCGGGUCGUCGUCAUCGAGCACGUCCCCGGCGGUACCCUCCGCGAGCACCUCGACCGGUGCCACGGCCGGUUCCUGGAGCUCGGCGCGCGGCUGGACAUCGCCAUCGACGUCGCCCACGGGGUCACGUACCUGCACAUGUACUCCGACCACCCCAUCAUCCACCGCGACAUCAAGUCCUCCAACAUCCUCCUCACCGCCUCGCUGCGCGCCAAGGUGGCCGACUUCGGCUUCGCGCGCCUCGGCGCCGGCUUCGGCUCCGGCGGCGGCGGGGCCGGAGCGGGGAGGCCGCACGUGACGACGCAGGUGAAGGGCACGGCGGGUUACCUUGACCCGGAGUACCUCAAGACGUGCCAGCUGACGGACCGGAGCGACGUCUACUCCUUCGGGGUGCUGCUGGUGGAGCUGGUGUCCGGGCGGCGGCCCAUCGAGGCGAAGCGGGACAUGCAGGAGCGGCUGACGGCGCGGUGGGCGAUGCGGCGGCUGGUGGAGGGGCGGGCGGCGGAGGAGGUGCUGGACCCGUGCCUGCUGCGGACGGCCGCGGCGGGGUGCGCGGCGGAGGCGGUGCUGGAGCUGGCGUUCCGGUGCAUGGGCCCCGUCAGGGACGAGCGGCCAAGCAUGGACGACUGCUGCCGCGCGCUCUGGGCCGUCAGGAAGACGUACAGGGACAUGGUGGCCACCACCAUGGGCGCCUACGACGCCUUCUCCGACCGGGCAAGCUCGUCCAGCGCCAGCACCGGCACCGGCGAGCUCUGCAGGAUGUGAUUUUUGAUUUGGUCUUUUGUCGGGUAACGCGUCCACGUACGUACCUAUGUAGUACGAUGCUAACCGGUUGGAUUUGAUUGUAAAUAUUUCGUCGUGAGAAGUGACAACACGCA